AGGCCGGGCUCGGGCGCAGAGGGACGGACGGACGCACGGGCGGGCGGCCGGGAGCCAUGGAGCGCGGCCCCGGGGCCGAGGGGCGCGGGCCGCGGCGGGUUUUCCUUUGCACGACGUGGAGACGCGAGGCUGCGAGGCUCCCAAGAGCUCGGCUUGGACCGCGAUGGGGCUGGGCUGCCGCCUCCUAACGGGGCUCUCGUCUGGGGCGCUGGCCGGGGGUGGCCCUCCCCCCCGCCCACGUCUCGGAGCACCCCCACCCCUCCCCUGCCGGGUGCGGCCCGCCCCGGGGCCUCGCGCCCGCCAUGAACGGCCUGUCCGUGACCGAGCUCUGCUGCCUCUUCUGCUGCCCGCCUUGCCCUGGCCGCAUUGCCGCCAAGCUCGCCUUCCUGCCGCCCGAGCCCACCUACUCGCUGGUGCCCGAGCCCGAGCCGGGGCCCGGCGGGGCGGGGGCGGCCCCGUCGGGGACCCUGCGGGCGUCCGCUGGCACCCCGGGGCGCUGGAAGCUCCACCUGAUGGAGCGCGCUGACUUCCAGUACAGCCAGCGCGAGCUGGACACCAUCGAGGUCUUCCUGACCAAGAGCAGCCGGGGCAACCGCAUCUCCUGCAUGUACGUGCGCUGCGUGCCCGGCGCCAGGUACACGGUCCUCUUCUCGCACGGCAACGCGGUGGACCUGGGCCAGAUGAGCAGCUUCUACAUCGGCCUGGGCACGCGCAUCAACUGCAACGUCUUUUCCUACGACUACUCGGGCUACGGCGCCAGCUCGGGCCGGCCCUCCGAGAAGAACCUCUACGCCGACAUCGACGCCGCCUGGCAGGCCCUGCGCACCAGGUAUGGCAUCAGCCCGGACAGCAUCGUCCUGUACGGGCAGAGCAUCGGCACGGUGCCCACCGUGGACCUGGCCUCGCGCUACGAGUGCGCCGCGGUGGUGCUGCACUCCCCGCUCACCUCGGGCAUGCGCGUCGCCUUCCCUGACACCAAGAAGACUUACUGCUUCGACGCGUUCCCCAACAUCGAGAAGGUGUCCAAGAUCACGUCGCCGGUGCUUAUCAUCCACGGCACGGAGGACGAGGUGAUCGACUUCUCGCACGGGCUGGCGCUCUACGAGCGCUGCCCCAAGGCCGUGGAGCCGCUGUGGGUGGAGGGCGCCGGGCACAACGACAUCGAGCUGUACAGCCAGUACCUGGAGCGCCUUCGCCGCUUCAUCUCCCAGGAGCUGCCCAGCCAGCGCGCCUAGCCGAGCGGCCGCGCCGCGCCGGACCUCAGCAAUAAGGCGGCGCCCGGACCUCGCCCCGCCCCGGCCCCGGGGGCUGCAUGUGAACCCCCGGGCGCCCCAGGACCCCCAGGCAGCCGGCGCGCAGGGGCUGGGACCUGCCCCGACCCCGG
Messenger RNA from Diceros bicornis minor, 1384 nucleotides. RefSeq names its product abhydrolase domain containing 17A, depalmitoylase (gene ABHD17A). Bases 303 to 1235 code for a protein of 310 amino acids. Gene Ontology annotation, molecular function: palmitoyl-(protein) hydrolase activity. NCBI's taxonomy places the organism in Eukaryota, Metazoa, Chordata, Mammalia, Perissodactyla, Rhinocerotidae. Gene Ontology annotation, cellular component: plasma membrane; endosome membrane. The transcript has 5 exons. Gene Ontology annotation, biological process: protein depalmitoylation. The record is from RefSeq and is a predicted model, not a curated record.